Molecule: messenger RNA, 3203 nt
Organism: Cucurbita moschata (crookneck pumpkin)
Lineage: Eukaryota; Viridiplantae; Streptophyta; Magnoliopsida; Cucurbitales; Cucurbitaceae
Product: probable alpha,alpha-trehalose-phosphate synthase [UDP-forming] 9
Exons: 3
Coding region: 1-2583 (860 amino acids)
Biological process (GO): trehalose biosynthetic process
Cellular component (GO): cytosol
Molecular function (GO): catalytic activity
Source: RefSeq, a predicted model, not a curated record
AUGGCAUCAAGAUCACCCACAAACUUUUUGGGCCUGGCUUCUGGAGACUUACUGGAUGUCCCUCGUAUGCCUAGGUCCUUGCCACGGGUAAUGACUGUUCCUGGAAUUAUUUCUGAAUUGGAUGAUUAUGGGAGUAAUGACGGGGAUUCGGAGUCUUCAUCUGUAUGCCGUGAGCGGAAAAUCAUAGUUAUGAAUAUGUUGCCCUUGCAAGCUAAAAAAGAUGGUCAAUCUGGCAAAUGGUGCUUCAGUUUAGACGAGGAUUCAAUUUUAUUGCAGCUAAAGGAUGGGUUUUCACCUGAGAUGGAGGUUAUAUACAUAGGUUCCCUCAAGGUUGAAAUCGACGCCAACGAACAGGAAGAGGUUGGUCAGAAGUUGUUCGACAAUUUUAACUGUGUGCCUACAUUUCUUCCUUACGAUCUACAGAAGAAAUUUUAUCUUGGAUUCUGUAAACAGCAGCUAUGGCCCUUAUUCCAUUACAUGCUACCCAUGUGCCCAGAGCACGGUGAUCGCUUUGAUCGGCAGCUUUGGCAAGCCUAUGUUUCUGCGAAUAAACUAUUUGCUGACAAGGUGAUGGAAAUCAUCAAUUCUGAGGAAGAUUCUGUUUGGGUUCAUGAUUAUCAUUUGAUGCUUCUUCCAACGUUCCUGAGGAAGCGUUACAAUCGAGUUAAACUCGGAUUUUUUCUGCAUAGCCCGUUUCCGUCUUCAGAAAUCUAUCGAACUUUACCAGUUCGGGAUGAGAUUCUCCGUGGCCUAUUAAACUGUGAUUUAGUUGGUUUUCAUACGUUUGAUUAUGCUCGCCACUUCCUCUCAUGCUGCAGCAGAAUGUUGGGCUUGGACUAUGAAUCUAAGCGGGGACAUAUUGGACUAGAUUAUUAUGGCCGCACGGUAUAUAUCAAAAUUCUGCCUGUAGGCAUUCACAUGGGUCGGCUGGAAUCGGUGAUGAAUCUUCCAUCUACAUUUGCGAAAGUCAGAGAAAUUCGAGAUCAAUUCAUGGGGAAGAAAUUAAUACUUGGUAUUGAUGACAUGGACAUUUUCAAGGGUAUAAGCCUGAAGCUUCUCGCUGUGGAACAGCUCUUACGGCAACGUCCUGAGUUGCGGGGCAAAAUAAUCCUAGUUCAAAUAGUGAACCCUGCAAGGGGUUCAGGGAAAGACGUUCAUGAAGCUCAGAAGGAAACCUACGCGGCUGCUGAAAGGAUCAAUGAAGCUUACGGUUCAAAUAACUACAAACCAGUAAUUCUGAUUGACCGCCCUGUUCCACGUUUUGAGAAGACUGCUUAUUAUGCUUUAGCAGAAUGCUGCAUAGUGAGUGCUGUAAGGGAUGGUAUGAAUUUGGUUCCAUACAAGUAUAUUGUCUGUAGGCAAGGAACUCCUCUUAUGGAUGAGGCUAUGGGCUUACAAAUUGGUUCCCCACGGACGAGUAUGCUUGUAGUGUCUGAGUUUAUUGGUUGCUCGCCUUCUUUAAGUGGAGCCAUUAGGGUUAACCCUUGGGACAUUGAUGCUGUUGCCGAUGCCUUGGAACUAGCCAUGACCAUGCAGGAGUCCGAGAAGCAGCUGCGGCAUGAGAAACAUUAUCGAUAUGUCAGUACCCACGAUAUAGGGUAUUGGUCUCGUAGUUUUAUGCAAGAUUUAGUCAGAGCAUGUCAAGAUCACUAUAGUAAACGGUGCUGGGGAAUUGGUUUGGGUCUGCGUUUUAGAGUUGUUUCCCUUUCUCCUGAGUUUAGGAAGUUAACAAUUGAUCACAUUGUCUCGGCUUAUAAAAGAACUCAUAGAAGGGCGAUAUUUUUGGAUUACGAUGGCACUAUCAUUCCACAGAGCUCUAUAAUUAAGACACCGAGCCCUGAAAUUAUCUCUGUCUUGACUACGCUUUGCAAUGAUCCCUGUAAUACUGUGUUCAUUGUUAGUGGGAGGGGGAGAAGUUCUUUAGGUGAGUGGUUUGCCUCUUGUGAGUUGUUGGGGAUUGCAGCAGAACAUGGGCACUUCAUAAGGUGGGGUGGAACUUCAGAAUGGGAAACCAGUCCGUUGUCUUCUGAUCUGGAUUGGAUUAAAAUUGUAGAGCCAGUGAUGAGAUUAUACAUGGAAGCAACAGAUGGGUCGAGCAUAGAACCCAAAGAGAGUGCUUUAGUCUGGCAUCACCAAGAUGCCGAUUCGGACUUCGGAUCCUGUCAAGCUAAGGAGUUGCUGAACCAUCUAGAAAAUGUACUUGCCAAUGAACCAGCCGUCGUUAAAAGGGGCCAGCAUAUUGUUGAAGUGAAGCCACAGGGAGUAAGCAAAGGGCUGGUCGCAGAAAAGGUUCUGUCGAGGAUGGUAGAUAGUGGAAGACCACCUGAUUUUGUGAUGUGCAUUGGAGAUGACAGAUCAGAUGAAGAUAUGUUUGAGAGCAUAUUAAGCACCGUGUCCAGUCCCUCACUGCUUUCCUCUCCAGAAAUUUUUGCCUGCACUGUCGGGCGAAAGCCAAGCAAGGCAAAGUUUUACCUCGAUGAUACUUCCGAUGUCGUAAGAUUGCUGCAAUGCCUCGCUUCUUCGUCAUGUCCAAGAUCUCGGCAACUACCACAAAUGCGUGUUUGUUUUGAGAGUGUUUUUUGAAUAGGAAAACCAUUUACCAUCAAAGUGCUUGCUUGCUUCUUCUUACACAGGAUUUGGUGGAAGCCAUACGAGUUGAUGAUGGAGGUAGUGGAUGAUCAUUCUCUCAUGUUCACCACAAGAAUGUCGGCUUCUUUCAAAGGAUCCUCUAUGAGACUUCCAUUUGGAGAUUUGGUCAUCAUGGUCCGACAACUUGAUUCACGGUGUAAGGCCUUGCUGAUGCAGUUUUCUGCCUCUUAGAAAUCAGCCAGCACUUGAGAACCGGUUUUAUCAACUUGAAGAGCGACAUUGGUGUUUUCGUCAAUAUCCUCAACAACUAGAGUUCCCUUCUGUACAUAAUAACAACAGCAUCAUUUAUUAACUUCUAACGCCCACGAUGUCGUUAGUGGCGCGUUUUAUACAGUAGGGGGUGGGGGGGAGGAGGGGUAGCAUUAACAUGUAUAGGAGGAACUCUUUCUUGGCCGCAUUGCAUAAAAUGCUUGAUUUUGAUGCUCAUUUUUUGGUGGUGUUGUGAUUCUUUAGUUGUUGUAGUAGUAGUAAUCUACUUCUUAUGGUUGAAAGCUUUAUGAGUUGUAUUUAUUGUGUGCAUAAUGAUACAUUGCAGCUUGCUUUUGUGUGCAUAA